Molecule: messenger RNA, 1551 nt
Organism: Beauveria bassiana ARSEF 2860
Lineage: Eukaryota; Fungi; Ascomycota; Sordariomycetes; Hypocreales; Cordycipitaceae
Product: phosphotransferase enzyme family protein
Exons: 2
Coding region: 1-1551 (516 amino acids)
Source: RefSeq, a predicted model, not a curated record
AUGGCGACGCGCGACCUUCUCGAUGGCCCCAUUACGCUCUCCGGUGCCACCGCUCGGAGCAGCAACAUCUUACACUCUUUGCGCUAUCCAUCCCUUAAAAGUGCCUUUUACGCGCGCAUCGAGAGUCACCGGGCUUUGCUCACCGAGGUCAUCGCGCACCACCUCGGCGUCGCGCCAUCUGCCGUCGACAUUUCCUCGCAAAAGUGGUGGCGCCACGGGUCAUUCAAUCUUUGCCUUCCAGGUAGCGUGCUACAGCCAGUGCCAGCGGGUGUUCCAAAAUAUUUCUUCAUUCGUUUCCCCCUGCCAUACCGCGUAGGCGAGACAACCAGGCCCGGCAAUGCUGAUGAGAAGCUCGCUUGUGAGGCGGCCACCUAUGCCUGGCUGGAGGAGAAUUGUCCUACGGUGCCCAUCCCGCAACUCUAUGGCUUUGGCCUGUCGAACAACCUAAGGUACACCAAUUGCGAGCUAUUGCCAUGGUGGUCGCGUUGGUUCCAACAUAUCCGGCGCGGUCUCCUGUCUAGAUUUGGCUUUCAAACGCCAACGCACUACGUCAGUCAUAUAUCUCCCCGCUUCGCCGAACUCGACAUAGGCUAUUUGAUUAUCGAGAUGAUUACACAAGACCAGGGCGAAAUGCUCUCUGAAUCGUGGGAGGAGUACCACACUGACGCCCAACGGAUGGAAAACCUACAACGCGGCCUCGCUAAGAUUAUGCUAUCUUUGGCUAGCAUUGAGCUGCCUCGUAUUGGCUCGUUUCGACUCGACCGCCACGGCUACCUACGUUUAGACAACCGACCACUUGACGUGCCAACAAUUAUGCAUGAAAAUGAAGACCUAUCACUCGAUCUACCCCGGCAAACCACUUUUUCCACAUCCGCAGAGCUCGUCCUAUCUCACUUGGACGCUUUCGAUAGGCGUCUUCUCAACCAGCCCAACGCCAUUGUUAGUGAGGAAGAUGCUUGGUACCAAAUGACCAGCCUCAGCGGCGCCAGGCUCACGCUCCCACAGCUUCUCUCACGAGACUUCGCCCACGGCCCCUUCGUCCUUGCUCUUACCGAUUUAAGCCGUAGUAACGUCUUCGUCGACGCCGACCGGAACAUUACGUGCAUCAUCGAUCUUGAAUUUGCGUGCGCCUGGCCGGCAGAAUUCUGGCAGACGCCGCACUGGCUCGAUGCAGAUUUCAUUGACCAGAUUGACUAUGAUAAACUCACAGCUCGCCAUAUGCGGUUCAUAAGUCUCAUGAAAGAAGAGGAGAAGCACGCUCACUAUCGAGGGGAUAAAGAACCUCUCUCGAGCAUUAUGCAGACAGCUUGGGAGAGGGGCACGUUUUGGAUUAAUCUGGCGUUGCGCGAUCCAGUGGCCUUUACGACUGUCUUUUAUGAGCAUAUAUUACCACGCCACUUUAACUUUCCUGAACAUGAGCUCAAUGAUGGAAAUUAUUUCGCCUUCUGCUCGCGUUUCUGGUCUCCAAAUAUACCAGCUAUCAUUGAGCGCAAGCUGGAGGAAAGAAAGACAUAUCUAGACAAAGUCAGAAAAGAAUUUGCUCCCGCCUGA